[Torrubiella] hemipterigena is the source of this 462-nucleotide messenger RNA. NCBI's taxonomy places the organism in Eukaryota, Fungi, Ascomycota, Sordariomycetes, Hypocreales, Clavicipitaceae. The record is from the annotation of a GenBank genome assembly.
AUGGCCACCCAAGCCGCCGCAUCGCAAUUCUUCACUGCGACCCGCUACGCCGUCAUCGGCGCAUCCUCCAACACCAAAGGCUUCGGCAACAAGAUCUUCCAAUGGUACCUUGACCACGGCCUCGACGUCACCCCCGUGCACUACAAAGACGCCUCCGUCACCGUCGCCGGCAAAGAAUACCCCGCCAUCAACGACAUUUCGGCCCUCCAGGACCCCAAGAACACAUCGCUCUCCAUCGUCGUCAACCCCCUCGCGACCCUCGAAGUCCUCGCCAAGGCUAAGGAUCUUGGUAUCCAGCACAUCUGGCUCCAGCCAGGAACCUACGACGACGCGGUCCUCAAGGCUGCGACAGAAGGCAACCCGUUCAAGUCGGUCGUAUAUGGCGCCGGUGGCCGUGGCCACGAUGGCUGGUGCGUUUUGGUAGAUGGGCCGGAAGCCUUGAAGUUGGCAGGAAAGCUGUAG